AUGUCUCCUUCCCCCACCCCUCCCGGUCCAUCUGACUCUCACAACUUCGAGACACAAUUAAACUUUGCUUCUCUGGAAAGAUCUGAAUCUCCCGAACCACUCCAAGUCGACGAGCUGGCCCGUUACCGUGCAAGAAUAGAAGAAAUGGGAAUUACGUCGGGCGAUAAUAGUAUGCUGACGCCACGGGAAAAAGAAUUGUCAGCAAUGCUUUUGAGGCUCAUUGAGGCUCCCAAGCCAGAUUCUUCUCAGCUAGUUCAGCAGGCUACAUUAAUCGCCGAUCUCAAAGCACAACAAGACUUUUUGACUCAACGCAUAGCGGAUGAGAGAGCUCGUAUGGAGUCCGAGCGGGACGGGUGGGAGAGAGCGGUUGAGGCUCUGAUUUUUCAACAUCAGAGGAGUGGAAAGAACGUGUAUUAUUCCAGACAAGAUGAACUGGAACGUCAAUGCGUAGCUCUCCAGCAAGAUAACAGAGAGCUUCGUGACAGGGAGCAAGAAACACACGCUCGGCUGUCGUGUCUUGAAGGCGAACUUUACCGAUUGAAACCUUUGCUUGUAAUGAACCCUCAGGUCGCGUACACCACAUUAACUGCGACUUCCGCCUACAUGUCAACAUUGCCGUAUCCCUCAGCAACGGGAGCAGUGGCACUCAAGGAGAACCGGGACAAGAUGAUCAAGAAGAAGAAGAGAGAGAAAGAGGCAAAGGAGCUCAAAGUUCCACCUCCAGUAUCCCUUAACACCGAUCAUUCCAGUCGAAACGACUUUACAGGAGGCUCUGGGACGGGUGAUACGCCAGGAAAUCAGCAGCAGGCUGCUGGAUCAUCUAAACUCAGUAUACCCCAGUCAGGUCUUUUGCAAGAUACCCAGCGGUCCUCCGCCCCUUCUAUAUACCAACAUCUACUACGUAAACCCCAGAGCCAGAAUCAAGCCGAGUCAUCAAACAGUGCCGCUUCAACGCCAAAGCCAAAGCCGCGCUCCAAAUCUCCAAAACGUUAUUCUUCGAUCGCGUCUGAUGCACGUUCAGAACACUAUCUACUUGCUGCGCGCAAAAUUGGACAUGAGCGGGCGGGAAUUGUCACUGGCCUUGUGAAUGCAAAGUCCGAGCGCGACCAGGAAAGACAUAAACAGACGAAGGAGGAAAUGGAAAGGGAGAGGCAGGCUGCAGGUUUCACAGGCUACUACCGAAAUGUCAGUGGUGCUUCCAACACAACUAAAAAUGCCAAGAAGGGUAAAGGUAAAGCACAAGCCACGUCCGAUUUUCCUUCAAAACCAGCGACAGCCACCACCACACACCUAUUACCUGUUUCACCUCACUAUCCCACCCCCACUACUCCCGGUUCUGCUGCUGUUACAAAUAACACCACUAGUCCUCGUACACCGAAACGAGGGACCACAGGCUCCAUACCUGGCGUCCAACUUUUCCAACACCCAGGCAGUCCUAAUGGUGCUGCCUACAUGUUCGUACCGAAUCCUGGGCUGAUAGGGUAUCCACAUCUGCACCCACAUAUGCAAACACCUCCGGGAGCUGUGAGGGUGCCGAUGAUCACCAGUCCUCUAGCUGCAGCAAGUUCCUCAACAGUCGCUUCCGCGAAACCUGCUGCUCAACCCUCCAGUGCUACACAAGGCUCACGCCAAGCAGGGCAACAGGGCUCUCAAAGCCGGAAGAAUGUCGAUCGCAAUCAUGCGUCAGCUUCAUCUAUAGCGGAUGCGAUUAACCAGUCGACAGAACCUUCAUCGUCCUCUUUAUCCGUUACUCCACCCCAGCCAAAAACCCCUCUGGCAUCCUUACUGAGUGCUGCUCAGAGUAUGAUAGAAGAUGGGGCGCGAGGAGGAGGGAAGAGUGGGAAGAGAAAAAAUUCCACACAGUUUGGAAGCCCUACAUCGAAAAGGCGGAAGACGAACCCCAUACAUGCUAGUGCAGGUAACGUGCGGAACCUGGGGAAAGUUCGGAGUGCGUUGGACGUAUUAGCCGAUCAGGCUGCUGCUUUCAGUCAAGAUGACCAGCCACGUUCGCAACAAACAGGUGAGACGGAAUCGAAAGACAAAGCAAGGACUGUGACGAGGAGAUCUUUCCGUUCAAACAAAGGGAAGAGAAAGGAGGCGUUAGUCGAUACUCCCGCUCCGAGGAUGAUAUCCCCGGCAGGUACAAUCAGUCGGAGAGGGUCUACACCUCGUAUGAUCGUAGCCACAGAUGGACAGCGGAACGCAGAAUCAACCUCGCAAUCCGCCUGUGGUUCUCUACUACCUCCCCUCGUCAUCACAACGUCGAAUUCUGUUGCUUCGGUUCCUCCCAUCGUUACAACGUCCGUUGUUUCUCCUCCAGUGGAGAAUGGAGAAGUAUCGCCAGAUUCUGGUUGUGUUCGAGAUAUGGUGAUUCCUCAAGCUGACGAUGGAAGUUCAGACAAGGAGGGUGAAACCACCAAGGCAAGGGCAUCAAUACCAACAGCAAUAGACACACCAUCAUCAUCGUUCGCACCAGUGGUCCCCAUGACUACAACUUGUUCGCCAAAAGUGUCAGCCACUCAACAUCGUGCGAUGGUGGAUCAUGGGCAGACGUUAAUCGCCAAUAAACCUGCGAGGGACAGAGAAAAACGUUCUCUGCCCACAGACGCAGGAGAUGUUGAUAGCGAUGCUGAUGGAGACGCAGACCCUGAUGUUGAUAUAGAUUCGAGCAUCGUUUAG
Marasmius oreades (fairy-ring Marasmius) is the source of this 2679-nucleotide messenger RNA. RefSeq lists its product as uncharacterized. The record is from RefSeq and is a predicted model, not a curated record. The transcript has 4 exons. Bases 1 to 2679 code for a protein of 892 amino acids. NCBI's taxonomy places the organism in Eukaryota, Fungi, Basidiomycota, Agaricomycetes, Agaricales, Marasmiaceae.